AUCUACAGAUCCCUCUCCUCCCCCCUUUCUUUGACAUUCUUCGCUCCCUUCUCUCUCCUCUCUCCUCCCCUCCUCUCUCUUUCUCUUUCUCUCUCUCUCUCUCUCUCUCUCUCUCUUUCAGGUCUCUCUCUCCUCUCUCCAGAAGGGCAAAACCCUAAAGAGCCGUUUACACCCACCCAAUUCUCAUGGACGAUGAUGCGCUGAACAUGCGCAAUUGGGGUUAUUAUGAACCCUUCAAAGGGGGUCAUCUAGGUCUGCAGCUCAUGUCAAGCAUGACUGAACGAGACACCAAGCCAUUUAUGCCAGGCCGAGAUCCUACCAUGUUAGUUAGUCCACAUGGAAGCUUCCAUCCCCGGGAAUGUGUUGUGUCAGAAUCCUCAAUUCCAAUUAACUAUGUUAGAGACAGUUGGAUCAGCCAGAGAGACAGGUUUCUCAAUAUGUUGCCCACAAAUCCUAAUUAUUCCGUUCUUCCAGAGACAUCAGGAGCUCCUUCAUUGCAAAUUAUACAGCCACCCGAAACAUCCAGAGAUGAUAGGGUGAAUCAAGUUGAAGACCCUCCUGAAAAGGAAGGUGGCCAAUUGAAGAAAAGGCAGAGUGGGGGUGCCCCAAAGACUCCAAAAGCAAAAAAACCAAGGAAGCCAAAGGAUAAUAGCAAUGCUUUGAUUCAACGUGAGAAGCCAGCAAGGAAGGCUAUGGAGGUUGUGAUAAACGGAAUUGAUAUGGACAUUUCUGGUCUACCCAUUCCUGUCUGCUCGUGUACUGGGGCUCCACAGCAGUGUUAUCGAUGGGGCUGUGGUGGUUGGCAAUCAGCUUGUUGUACCACUAAUGUGUCAAUGUAUCCAUUGCCAAUGAGCACUAAAAGGCGUGGUGCAAGGAUAGCUGGACGGAAAAUGAGUCAAGGUGCUUUUAAGAAGGUUUUGGAAAAACUUGCAGCUGAAGGAUAUAAUUUUGCUAAUCCUAUUGAUCUGAGGACUCACUGGGCUAGGCAUGGCACAAACAAGUUUGUCACUAUCAGGUAAAGAGGUGCUGCUUGGACACAUCACACAAGGCAUUUGUUCUGUUUCAGUUGUACAUACACUUGUGUGACCUUUCACACAGAUGUUGAGUACUUCAGUAUCCGUGAAUUUUCUUUUGUCAUCCUUCUACCUUAAAUUUGGACAUGGGUUCUUUUGUUCCUUUCUUCUCUCGGCUUAUGUGAUAAGGGAUGCCAGUGUUGUAUGGCACUGGGAUUUAUGUGGAUGAGUUACUACUAGAUAGACUUUUUUUUUUUUUUUGGGACGAUGCUCAUUCACCCUUUAAUUUAAUUUUGUCAAGAUGUUGCAAUGCAAUGAUCUUUUAUUCAUUUUUGCUUCUAAUGAUAAGCAAUUUUCUUUCCAUCUA
Molecule: messenger RNA, 1380 nt
Organism: Prosopis cineraria
Lineage: Eukaryota; Viridiplantae; Streptophyta; Magnoliopsida; Fabales; Fabaceae
Product: protein BASIC PENTACYSTEINE2-like
Biological process (GO): response to ethylene
Cellular component (GO): nucleus
Molecular function (GO): DNA-binding transcription factor activity; sequence-specific DNA binding
Source: RefSeq, a predicted model, not a curated record